AUGGUUUCCGGUUUGUAUGCGGUACGCCUACAUAAUUUAACUUAAAUUACACGGGGCAUAAACAUCCACGUAUUUACCAAAAGGACAAAGCGCUUAUUACAGUACUCUUUUAAGUUAUAUCAAGUAGAAAAACGGAGAAUUUACAACAGCAGCAACGAUAAACAUGUGGCAGUAAUUAUAUAAGUAAUUUGCUAGUAUCAGUUUAUCAAAAUAUUUGACUGUUACAAAGCAUAUCGUGGCCGUAAAUUCAUUACCUGCGCUACGUAAAUUUUGCUUCAGUAACUGGUGUUAGAGCGCUGACGAAAACUGCUAUACUGGAAAUGAAUCCAUCUUACUGCCAAUCCUCCAACCCAGUGUACGCCUUGGCGGGAAGUACCUGCGUGUUGUCGCUGUACUACGCCAGAAUGGCCAUGAAGGAUUCGCAAAAGUCCUUGGCUUCCGUUUACUAUACUGGUGCUGGCAUGUUCCUCGCUGUAUCAGCUGUAUUACUCUUCCACGGGCUAAGUACCAUCUCAAGGGACACCGUCAAAGUGGAUGAAAUUUACCAAGAUGUGCACAAUAAUUCCAGAUUCAUGACUAAAGUGGAAAAGGCUCGUCUGUCUGCUCUGUUUUCCCAGUCAAAAUAUGGUGAUGCACCGGUGUCCAUGUAUUCUUACAUCAGUUCCAUCUCGCAAGCAUUGGCAGGGUUUGGCUAUAACGCUCGCAGUCCUAAUCCUGAAAAUCCAAAUUUCAACUGGGAAUUGUGGUCAGCGAUGCGAGGGAAACCCAAGACCAACGCGACCAAUGAACUAGUGGAUUACACGUGCCAGGUUUUUGACAGAAUAAGGCGGAACGAUAGUGUGAGGACAUAAUGGAAUGGCCAGCAAUACGAACACGCCGUACAAAACCUGCCAAGGACCUCACUGAUAGAGCACUUAUUCGUAAUAACAGUAAAUUUUUUAAAGAAACUUUGUCAAUGCACUGUCGAAUGCUUUUUGCAGUUUUCCUUUAUAGUUUUAUCCGCCGUACGCGUGUCUUUCGCCACAUUCAGGGCGCCGACAAAGUUUGCUUGUACACGUUGGUUAAUUAAUAACGAACACACACAUCUGGAAAAAGUAGAGCUGAAAAAUGGUGGUGUUCCUUAGAUAG
This is a messenger RNA of Paramacrobiotus metropolitanus, 1128 nucleotides long. RefSeq lists its product as uncharacterized. The record is from RefSeq and is a predicted model, not a curated record. Lineage: Eukaryota; Metazoa; Tardigrada; Eutardigrada; Parachela; Macrobiotidae. Bases 321 to 851 code for a protein of 176 amino acids. The transcript has 4 exons.